CUGCGUCCUGACAUUCUGACAUUCAAUCGGUAGGGUCGUCGCCGCCAUUGUGAAUUAUUAUAAAUAUUGUAUAUUUAGUGUAUAAAAAAAGUAGAAAUGAAUGCAGAUCCGCGUAGGCCUGAAAAAGUGCAACGAUACGUUCCCAAAACAAAUAAUGGUAAUGGUCAAGAGGACCUUACCCCUGAUUACAUGAAUAUCUUGGGUCAGCACCAGACCACGGCAAAUGUAGCUGAGGCCGCAGACAAGCACGCAGAAUCGUCUGUGAGCAUAGAGCCGAACCUUCAAGCAUCCUGUCCUCUUGAAGAAGCUCAGCCUGUGACUGACGAGCUUGCCGCGACAACCAACGCUACCAAUGCUACCAAUGUGAUACCCACGAGCCCUCAGUACGGCAUCGCCAUUAUGUCUAACCCACCCGUCAUGCCUACUACAAACGACAUCCCCACGGAAACCCUCACACCAUCCACAGAGACCAUAACGGACACCACGGCCAAGCCGUCUGAUGAAAGUAAGGAGCUCCACUCGACGCCAAGUCGUAACGACAGGUUUAAGGUCGUAAAAAUUGCUAGUCUGGAGCCUUUCAAGAGGGGCCGUUGGAAAUGCAUGGACUAUGUUGACGAGGCACCACCAGCAGGCACGGUGCGGAUGCCGCAGUCGACGGGCAGCAUACAGAUGGCGGGAGGCCAAUACUUGCAGACUCAGAGCCUCCCCCAGCAACAAAUCCAGCAGAUGCUGCUGCAGAGCGGGUUCGCCAACGGCACCCAGUUUUUUCAGAACAUGCAGCCGCAGAUGAUACCGCAAGGACAGUAUUUUUACCCGCAGGUGGCGAAUAUGCCCAACCAGACGUUACCCCAACAAGUGUCAAGCAGCAUGCCCGCCCAGUUCAUUGGCAAUCAACCGUACUUCCAGGCCGGUGUGGUUCAAAACGCAGCGGGAUUCACCAUGCAGCAAGCUUACCCGAACGUUCAGUACAUACCGGCUAACUUAAUCCAGAACCAGAACAGUGCAUUCGUUCCCACAUCACAAACGCUUCAAAUGCCCGCCAAUUUCCAACAGAGUCAAACGUACGCGGGACAACCGAACGUGUCCCAGUCCAACAUUGCCCAGCCUCUCGUCAACGGUCACAAUUUCACCCCCCAGACUGAGCAGCAGGUGACCGGCAGCCUGCCUACGCAAAGUGCGAAAAGUGUCAUACUGAACACUAACGUUCCGCAGCCGGUCGUAAGUCAGACGCAGUUAACGCAACAAAACAUCCAGAAUCACAUACCCGUACAGGGCAACCAGUCGCUCUCCGUCAUGCAGGCACAGCAAUUCCAACAGGCCUACCAGCAGCCCGUAGCGGCGCAACUGCCCCAGUCGCAGAAUUCCAACCAAGUGGCACAGAACGUUCAGACCCAGCCGGGGCCCCAGGUGGUUCAGGUGCAGUCGCAACCCUUCGACCAAAGCCUGCCUAGCAAUAUAUACACCAACCCGCAGUUCCCCAUGAACGUGAACAGCCUGACGGUACUGGAUAACAACGAGAACUCUGGCGAGGUGAACGAGACCAACAGCGGGGUGGACACGAUGAGCGAGAGCGCCGACGACUUGGCCAAGACCAAUCCGGUGGUGAACGCCAUUGAUAAUAAGAUCGAGCAGGCCAUGGACCUCGUCAAGAGCCAUCUCAUGUAUACGGUCCGGGAGGAGGUGGAGGUGUUGAAGGAGAAAAUCGCUGAGUUGAUGGAGAGGAUACAGCAGCUCGAGACGGAGAACAACUACCUCCGUUCUCAGAUCCCGAAGAGCCAGAGCGUCGCUCCUCCGGCUACGUCGAACAGUAUGAACAAUCCCACCACGCAAACUAGUGCGAUACCGACCAACCCUAGUCCCAAUUAUAUUCCUAGUUCUAACGCCAACACCGUCUCCACACCCCAAUCUAGUACGCCCGUCACUAACCCUAGUCACAAUCCCAUUCCCAAUACUCAAGGCCACUCCAUGCCUCCCGGAGAAGCCAUAAAUCCCCCCCAGCAGCAGUAAAUCCUUAGCUUCGUUCGGCCAGUUGUGUUGAUUAAUAAUACUCUGCGGACUUUCGGAUCUUUCGUCGUUUCUUUCUGUUCCUCUUCCUUGGUAGAUUUUGUUCUAGUUUAGCCGUUUCUGGAUUAAUGUUUUUGAGGGUUGUUAAAGGCAUCGGCGGCUCCAAAUUCUUGAUUCGUAUAAUCGCAGACGUCGGUUAAAUUGUUCGUAAGACGGCGCAAAGUUUUUGUAGUUCGUAUAGCGGCAAAGGAAGUUUGAAAUGAAUUUCCCAGCAAGAACUAUUUAUUUUUUGUUUGUCUGACCUGUCUUUCUCUUUCAUUAAUAAUUUUCGUUUUCUGAAAAUAUA
Molecule: messenger RNA, 2350 nt
Organism: Anoplophora glabripennis (Asian longhorned beetle)
Lineage: Eukaryota; Metazoa; Arthropoda; Insecta; Coleoptera; Cerambycidae
Product: protein bunched, class 2/F/G isoform
Exons: 3
Coding region: 97-2007 (636 amino acids)
Biological process (GO): protein insertion into ER membrane; regulation of transcription by RNA polymerase II
Cellular component (GO): endoplasmic reticulum membrane
Molecular function (GO): protein folding chaperone
Source: RefSeq, a predicted model, not a curated record